AUGUCCAACUGCGACUCCGAUUCCGAUUAUGAAUUGACACUUUCUGCUAAUGCCCUCGCUGCCCUUGAAGAAUUUAAAAAAGAGGAACAACAACAUCAAGAAGUCUUCCAAAAGCUCUACGACCAAACUGAUGAAGACUUCCAAAAGAAGAAAAAAGAAGAAGGGAUGAAACUCUUCAAGGAAGAUUGGCAGCUCUCCCAAUUUUGGUACAGUGAUGAAACAGCCGCAAUUUUAGCAGAUGCCAUAUUAGAAGGUGCUGAUGAAAAUACUGUAAUCGCAAUAGUUAGUGCGCCAUCUGUCUAUGCUGCUAUUCAAAAGAAACCUGUCAGUGAAAUUCCGACUGAACAUAUUUACUUGUUCGAGUUUGAUAGGAGAUUCGAGUUGUUAGCUGGAAAAGAUCAUUUUUUUUUCUAUGAUUACAACAAACCACUGGAAUUCAGUGAUCAAAUUAAGGGGAAAGUUGACAGAUUGUUAAUUGACCCACCUUUUUUGAAUGAAGAUUGCCAAACAAAAUCCUCUAUCACUGCAAAGUCCUUAUUAGCACCAAAUGACAACUCUAAAACUAAGAAUGGAGUUUCUAAGCACCGCCUCAUUAGUUGUACAGGUGAAAGAAUGUCUGAAGUCAUAUCCAAUGUUUAUUCGGAUACAAGAAUCACAACUUUUCUUCCUGAGCAUUCUAAUGGUUUGAGCAAUGAAUUUAGAUGUUACGCAAAUUUUGAGUGUGAUUCAUGGAAAUUUGCCUCUUAG
This is a messenger RNA of Saccharomyces paradoxus, 747 nucleotides long. It is a transcript of the gene EFM5, whose product is annotated as protein-lysine N-methyltransferase. The record is from RefSeq and is a predicted model, not a curated record. The transcript is spliced from 3 exons. NCBI's taxonomy places the organism in Eukaryota, Fungi, Ascomycota, Saccharomycetes, Saccharomycetales, Saccharomycetaceae. The coding region runs from base 1 to 747 and encodes 248 amino acids. Gene Ontology annotation, molecular function: protein-lysine N-methyltransferase activity.